AUGGAUGUCCCAGAAACUGACACGAUUAAUGCCGUUCUGGCAAUUCGUCUUGAGCUACAGGACCUUGCGACUUCCUUGCCGGCAAUGCCCAGCCAUGAAGAGAUAGCUCAGACACGCGACCGCAUCAGCGUCCUCCUGUUCCAACUCGAAGAACUUGCGACACUCGACGCCGCACAGUCAAACGUGAGAUUGCAGCAGAGCAUCUAUCGAGCCAUGCUCUCCGACUUCCCAGAGGUUGAUAGGCUUCUCACUCAAGAAACGGACUCGAUGGACGGAGAUGAGAACCAACAACUUCACCAGCCAAGCAGCAACCCGAAUAUAAGAGUUGUGGGAAGGCACGGAUACUACGAAGACCCUCGAAUCCAGCCUGAUGGGAGCACUAGCCUGGAAUCAUACAUGCACGACCUCGAGGCUGAUGAGAUUCAUCCGUCCAAAGAGUGCUAUGCUUGCUUGGGAGAUACCCCAUAUUCCCAGCUCAUCACUCGUGAAGAAUGCGAGCAUGUCUGGUGCCGCCCAUGUUUGUCGGAACGCUUUGGAUUGGCCUUGAAGGACGAGAGCCAAUAUCCUGUCCGAUGCUGCCGGAAUGUUCCCUGCAUCUCCCCUGCCAGCCCUGACAUCGUGCGACUGCUUGGGAAGGAAACAAUUGCCAAGCUGAACUUGAAGAUGAAGGAAUACGAAACAGCGGAUCGAACGUACUGCCACGAGCCCACUUGCUCGGAAUUCAUUGACCCAGACACAUACAUCAACCGGAUGGCCCCUUGCCCCUCCUGUCAACGAAACACCUGUGUUGCGUGCAAGGCUGCGUUCCAUCCUCACUCUGAAUGCAGGGAUGCCCAGGAUGAAGCCUUUGACACCUGGAAAAGGCUGAACGAAGCAUCAACGUGUCCCAAAUGUCAUCGUGUGAUUCUCAUUUCGCACGGUUGCAACCAUAUGAAGUAG
This is a messenger RNA of Fonsecaea erecta, 939 nucleotides long. RefSeq lists its product as hypothetical. The record is from RefSeq and is a predicted model, not a curated record. Bases 1 to 939 code for a protein of 312 amino acids. Gene Ontology annotation, cellular component: cytoplasm; ubiquitin ligase complex. Gene Ontology annotation, molecular function: ubiquitin protein ligase activity; zinc ion binding; ubiquitin conjugating enzyme binding. Gene Ontology annotation, biological process: positive regulation of proteasomal ubiquitin-dependent protein catabolic process; ubiquitin-dependent protein catabolic process; protein polyubiquitination. The transcript has a single exon. Lineage: Eukaryota; Fungi; Ascomycota; Eurotiomycetes; Chaetothyriales; Herpotrichiellaceae.